AUGCUCGCCCCUCCCAGAGGCCUGGUGUACGCAAUUUACUACACGGCUCUUGCAGUGAUCGCGGUUCCAGUUAAUAUGGUGGCCAUUGUGAUCCUGUCCCUAGGAAACUGUGGCCUAAACAGAUGUAUCAGCCGAUAUCUUGUGUCCAUGGCAGCGACAGAUCUUCUGGUAAUUAUCACCGCUGUGAUAUUAAACCGGAUUCCCGCUAUUUAUUUUCCCGGUAGUUUCCUAUCCAUCACCCCCGUGCGCAGUCUCAGCACUGUGUUAAUUUACGCCGCCAGGGACAGUUCGGUUUGGUUAAAGGUCACGUUCACCCUUGACCGAUAUGUCGCCAUCUGCUGGCACACACUCAAAGCAAAGUAUUGCACCCACAGAACCGCUGGCAUUGUUGUCUCUGUCGUCUGUACUUUGGGCUGCGUGAUCAACAUUCCCUGGUACUUUUUGCACGAACCAAUGUACGUCAUUGACAACAUGCCCUGGUUUUGCAAACGGCGGGAUAUCCUUUAUUCUUUUCUGCUGUGGAAAGCAUUUGAUUGGACCGAUCGCGUUUUGACACCUUGCCUCCCGUUCCUGCUUAUUAUCUCCUUCAACGCUCUGACUGUUCGGCACAUUCUGGCGGCCAGUCGGGCCCCUAGGAGACUCCGCAGUUAUCCCACGGAAGUGAAACAGAGCGACCCGGAGAUGGAAAGCCGCAGAAGGUCGAUCGUCCUGCUCUUUGCAAUCUCGGGAUGUUUCAUCAUUCUGUGGAUGCUGUAUGUUCUCCAUUUCUUGCUGAAGCGAUUUCAAGCUGGUUACACAAUUAAUGGCUCCAAUGAUUACAGGUUAAUCCUAAGGGAAAUUGCCAACGUGUUUCAGAUGCUGGGCAAAUACGUGUUUCAGAUGCUGCACAAAUACGUUUGUCUACGCAGUGACUCAGAACAAAUUGUUGAAAGAGUUGAAAGUCCUGAUGAAAUUUACAUGGAACAUUUCACAUUCGUUUUCUAA
Hypanus sabinus (Atlantic stingray) is the source of this 984-nucleotide messenger RNA. Its product is annotated as probable G-protein coupled receptor 139. The coding region runs from base 1 to 984 and encodes 327 amino acids. The transcript is spliced from 2 exons. Gene Ontology annotation, molecular function: G protein-coupled receptor activity. Lineage: Eukaryota; Metazoa; Chordata; Chondrichthyes; Myliobatiformes; Dasyatidae. Gene Ontology annotation, biological process: G protein-coupled receptor signaling pathway. Gene Ontology annotation, cellular component: membrane. The record is from RefSeq and is a predicted model, not a curated record.